Molecule: messenger RNA, 2034 nt
Organism: Akanthomyces muscarius
Lineage: Eukaryota; Fungi; Ascomycota; Sordariomycetes; Hypocreales; Cordycipitaceae
Exons: 1
Coding region: 1-2034 (677 amino acids)
Source: RefSeq, a predicted model, not a curated record
AUGGCUGCCGAUAUCUACCAAGCCCUCGAUAGCUCCAAUGGCGAGAUACGAUUGCUGCACCUCUGCUCUUCCAGCGGCGCCGCUCAGCGGUGGGAGCUAGUAACAAGCACUCUCCAGAGCUGCCCGCCUUUUACGGCCCUGUCCUAUCUUUGGGGCGACGACGUAAAAAACGAAUUCGUCACCGUCAAUGACCAGCACAUACCCAUCACGUCCAAUUUGGCCUGUGCUCUUCAUCAUGCCGCGCAGCAUUGGGGUGGCGAGUUCCCGGCGCGGAUGGAUGCGGACUUUUACUUUUGGACAGACGCCGUAUGCAUCAACCAGGGCGACACCCGGGAGCGAGAGCAACAGGUGAAGCUCAUGGGCCAGCUCUACGCAACGGCAGAGCUUGUUAUUGCGUCCCUCGGUCCUCUCAACGAGGCGAUAGAGCUCAGCAUCGACACGCUUCAUCGCGUACGCGACGAAAUCAAGGACAUUCCCGCAAAUGCGUCGAUGGACGAGAAUAUCAGCUGGCUGCAAAAACACCCAGAUCUUAUUGACGCCGACGUCGGGCUAUUGGAGGACCAAUUCGACGCAAGCAAACGCUGGAAGCUUUUGCGGCAAUUUCUUUAUCUGGAGUACUGGCAUCGCGCGUGGGUCUUACAAGAGCUGGUUCUGGCACAACGCUUGCUCAUCAUCUCGGAGAGCAAGUCUCUGGACCCCGAUGCUCUCUUUGCCGUGCUGAAAUGGGUCCAAUCCACGAAGGACAUUGCACGGAACCGAGUACUUGUCCGUCCCGACUGGCUCAUCACAUCCGUGUGGAACUUUCUGACCUAUGACAACCUGCUCGGAUGGAAGUCUGUCCUGCGGAUCAGCGAUGCGCGGGAGAGCGACAAGAAUGAUCGUCUGCUGAGGGUCAAUCUGGCAUGGGCCGGAAACGACCUCCGAGCGACGGACCCCAGGGAUCUCAUCUACGGCACCAUGGCGCUUACGAAAAUGGGCUUUGACCCCGAUUACUCCCCCACGUCGCAGCUCAGCACGCUGUAUGCCCGGUUCAUGCAGUGGUGGCUGGAAGAGGUCACGCUGUUGCAGACCAAAGAUGACAAUUGGGCGUAUAACCAUCUUGAUCUUCUCGGAGAAGCUGGCAUCGGCCAAGUGGCAGACGGCGAUGACGAGAACAAGGACCUCGCGCGCAUCGUCCCGUCGUGGGUGCCCAAUUUCUCUCUCGGCACAAAGGUCUAUACACCGCACCUCCUGCUGUCACCGCGAACCGCUGACAGUAAAGUCUUCCCAAGCGAUGCGCCGCUACCUCGAGCAGACGGUCUUAGUCUCUUCGUUCCCGCCAUCUCGCUUGACACAAUUGUCAAGAUUGACAAACUCAACGACAUCAAGAACGGCCGAGGGCUUUUUGACUUUGUUGCCGCGUACUGCAGCCGACAUGCACAGUAUCCGACAGGAUGCGCGUCGUUGCAGGGCCUAUUUCGCACACUCAUGAAGGACGUUCUGGAGACAUCGGAUCCUGAUGAUGACGAUGUCAUGAUACGCUUCUUUGGGUUUGUGCGGGCUCUGAUUCACGGUCCAGAAACGGGCACGCUGCCAGUGCAACCCGAAAUUGCGUUGGAGAAGCUUGGAUUAUCUACCGAAUCCGAAAGUCACUUCACCAAAUCACUCUGCGCAGUCUAUGGCUGCGACUUUGUUCCAGAAGAGCUGGAGGCGAUGAAGAAAUGGCUUCCGCUGCUGCUGCAACCGGCUUGGCACGGCCACUGGUCCGAUCCCGAAGUGCUUGACCUAUGUCUGCGGACUGUCCUGGAAAUUAGGGAGCUUGAUUAUACAUGCGUUGCCGAAACGUCGCUUGGCUAUCUUGUCGUGGCGCCCGUGGGAGCAAAGUGCGGCGACCAGCUUUGCCUGCUCAACCGCAGCGACAGCGCCUCUAUCCUCCGUGAUGGAGGCGAAUACUGGGAGCACGUUGGCCGAUGCUAUAGUUUUGGGCUCUCCGAGUACAGAACAGAGGUAUUUGAGAAGACUAUGAGCGAGUUUAGGAUUUUAGAGCUACGUUGA